UCUCUGGUUCUCUCGAAUAUUUUUGUGAUUCUCUCUAUAUGAUCUCUUGUCUUCCUUGAUUUUAUUUUCUUUAUAGUUCUAUUGUAUAAAUUGGAUGAGAAACCUAAUGUUUUUAUGUGGGUGUUGUACAGAUCUGUCCUUUGGAGCAGCUCAAUUUUGGUGCCUUUACGUCACACGAGGAAUCACUCGGUUCUUGAUUCGCGCCGCCGUCCGGCAGGAGCAGGCACCCUCGAUGUAUGUCGUGCCGCCUCUGCCUCCUCCACGCCACAACAUCCGUUCUACCCCCGCAUCGCAGCCGCUGGUUCGGAAGGAGUGGCCGGUGCCCGACGGGAGCAGCGCAGCCAAGGAUCGCAUGGCCUCCGCGUGUUGUGCGUUCCAGCGACCGGUCGGGCUCUCGUCGUCGUGCACAUCUCGGAUGCGUUGUGCUCGUCUUGCUGGCCUACUCCGUCUCUUCGUUGUCACCUACGACGCUGGCCUGCAGACUAGCAGUCUACCCUCCUCUGCUUUUUCUUCUUCAGAUACCAGCAGGAAGUUGCAGCCGGUGGUGGUGUCCCUUGGCAAUGACGAGAGGAACAAAUGAUGGAUUCUUCAAGAAAAUCCUAGCUAAUAGUUAUAUAGAUAUGUACUUCCAAUACAAUUCAUGUAAUCUCACCAGAACUAAUUAAUAAUAUAGCCCCCUUUGCUCUGA
Lolium perenne is the source of this 688-nucleotide messenger RNA. The record is from RefSeq and is a predicted model, not a curated record. NCBI's taxonomy places the organism in Eukaryota, Viridiplantae, Streptophyta, Magnoliopsida, Poales, Poaceae.